AUGGCACCCACCCACCGCGUCGCCGCAAUCCAAUUCGAAGUCAAGCCCGUCGCCCCCGAAGAGAACCACGCCCGCGCAUGCACCCUCAUCCGCGAAGCCGCCGCCCAGGGAGCCGAACUAGCCGUAUUGCCCGAAUUCCACCUCAACGGCUUCGCCCCCACCAACCCCCUCUACGCAACCCAAGCAACCACCUCCCCGCACUACCUAAAAUCCUACCAAGCCCUAGCCACCGAACUCUCCAUCUGCAUCGUGCCCGGAACAUUCCUCGAGCAACACGCGGACCCAACGCCCCCUUCCACCACCACCCAACCCCAAGAUGAAGACAAAAACAAAAUAACAAACCACUACUACAACAAAGCCUACUUCAUCGGCCCCGACGGCUCCAUCCUCGGCUCCUACAUCAAGCGCAACCUAUGGAUCAGCGAGCGCGGCUUCAUCUCGCCCCCGCCGGCGUCUGAGGCCGCCGGCCCGGCGCGGUACCCUGUGUUUGAUACGCCUAUCGGUAGAGUCGGCAUGCUGGUCUGUUGGGAUUUGGCGUUUCCCGAGGCGUUUAGGGCGCUGAUUGCUGCGGGGGCGGAGAUUGUUGUUGUUCCUACUUAUUGGACAAACAACGACGCCUCCCCCGCCCUGCGCGCCAUCAACCCCAGCUGCGAACCGCUCUUCCUCGCCUCGAUCCUCACAUCGCGGUGUUUCGAAAACACCUGCGGGAUCAUCUUCGCCAACGUCUCUGGCUCGGCCUCCGACAGCCCUGACAGCAGCAGCAGCGGCGGCAAGUAUAUCGGCAUGUCGCGCGUGGUGAUGCCGAUUGUGGGGACUGUGAAGACGCUGGAUGCGCGGGAGGGGGUGUGCGUUGCGGAUAUGGAUAUGGGGCUGUUGAAGCUCGCGGAGGAGAAUUAUUGUAUUAGGGGGGAUGUGAAGGGGCAGAAGUGGAUUUCUUGA
Molecule: messenger RNA, 939 nt
Organism: Aspergillus campestris IBT 28561
Lineage: Eukaryota; Fungi; Ascomycota; Eurotiomycetes; Eurotiales; Aspergillaceae
Product: carbon-nitrogen hydrolase family protein
Exons: 3
Coding region: 1-939 (312 amino acids)
Molecular function (GO): hydrolase activity, acting on carbon-nitrogen (but not peptide) bonds, in linear amides
Source: RefSeq, a predicted model, not a curated record